AUGAGUGCCAAUCGUAUGAACUUUGAAAAAAUCAAAUGGCUGAAGAGUGAAAAUCAGAGGGUUAACGAUGAAGUCAAUUCACUCAAGAAAAAGCACGUGGAACUAGAGCGUAGAUUGAAGGAGUUGACGGAAUACCUUGGAUCUAAGAACAAUCAGCUUGAUACCCUGAAAAAGCGCUGUGAAGAAACCAAACUCCAGCUUACAGAGUUGGCUGCCAACGAAAAACGAGUCGCUGCGAUCCAUGACCUAGAAAAAAAUCGCUAUUCCAAGAUACGACAGGCCAUAGAAGAACACAAAGAAAUGCUUUCUCGUGUGACUAAGCGAAAGAUGGACCACCAGCAACCGGUUCAGGUGAUCAAUCCGGAACUAGCCUCUCCAAACCCUUUUGCGUACGUCAGCUGCUCUCGUGAAUAUCAACUGGGUGAAAAAGAGCGUCAAUUGGACGAUCUGAAACGUUUACUGGAGAAACGUGAACAGGAGAUAGUCAUCAAAAGGAACCACAAUGCUGCCCGAAUCGUGCGACUCCGUAAGCUGUUACAGUCUAACGAAGCAAAACGUACUCUAUGCAAAGAACAGCUGGCUGCUCUGAAGGCAAAAACUAAUCGCCGUUACUAGUCCAGACGUUUGAAAAGACGCCACGUGAAAAAAUAGACAAAUUCGGUGAAGGUAAUCAUGCUGCA
Messenger RNA from Ochlerotatus camptorhynchus, 680 nucleotides. RefSeq lists its product as uncharacterized. NCBI's taxonomy places the organism in Eukaryota, Metazoa, Arthropoda, Insecta, Diptera, Culicidae. The transcript has 4 exons. The record is from RefSeq and is a predicted model, not a curated record. The coding region runs from base 1 to 615 and encodes 204 amino acids.